AAUUGCCGAGUGGUCAAACAGGUACACAGCUGUCGCAGAUAUGCUCUGAUGCGUUCGCAAGCUUAUAAUGCAUCAAUGCAUGAAUGCAUCAAUUCGUGCCUUAUAAAAAUUUGGCUUGUUUCAUGAUUUGUAUCGGCAUCUGUUGUAAGUCCUGUGGUUCAAAGCAACAUGACAAAAAAACUUGAAUUUGACUGGCACAUUAAGGUGCCCAACGUGCUGGUAAAUGGAUGUGAAUUUGAUAUGUGGACAGAAGAAGAGGGCUUGGAAUCAAACUGCCUCUUUAAAGUAGACGAAUACGGUUUUUUUAUUAAUUGGAAGAAAGAAGGCUGUGAUGGCGAUGUUCUCGAGCUUUGCCAAGUCAGUGACAUCAGGAAAGGAGGAAUUUCAAAGGACUCAAAGCUCUAUAGUCAAAUGCAAACCAAUUAUGGAGACAGCACUUUUGAAGAUAGAGUAUUGACUAUAUGUAGUGGCAGAGAUUAUGUGAACAUAAACUAUCACCAUGUGGUCUGUCCUGAUAGUAAAACAGCAGAGGAGUGGCAGAAUGGCCUGCGCAAGAUAACUCACAACAACAAAAUGAACAACGUCUGUGUCUCUACAAACCUCAUGAAGCAUUGGAUGCAACUAUGCAUGAAAACUGACCCUCAAGGUAAAGUUCCAGUCAACAGAGUUGUCAAAACAUUUGCCUCAGGUAAAAAAGACACAAAAGAUAUUAUCAAAUACUUAGAUGAUCUUGAGCUGCGAAACAAAACGGAGAAAGGAAAGAAUGAUUUUAUUGAUUCUAAAGAUUUCACUUUUGAAAAGUUUUACACACUUUAUCAUAAGAUUUGUCCACGAACUGAUGACAUUGGUGAUUUAUUCUCUGCAAUUGCAUCUGAGGACGAAGACUACAUUACUGUAACAGAGUUCAUAAAAUUUUUAAAUGAGAAGCAGAGAGAUCCGCGCCUAAAUGAGGUCCUAUACCCAAUGUACAACGAAGUACGUGCAAUGCAAAUUAUCAGCACAUAUGAGCAAGAUGAGAAAACUAAGAAAUCAAAAAAGCUUUCUAAGGAUGGUUUCACAAGAUAUCUUAUGUCUGAUGAGAAUGCUCCUGUUUUCCUUGAUCGCUUGGAUGUUUACAUGAAUAUGGAUCAGCCCUUGCCUCAUUAUUACAUAAACUCUUCCCACAACACCUACCUCACUGGAAGGCAGUUUUAUGGCAAGUCUAGUGUAGAAAUGUACAGACAAGUGUUGCUAGCAGGCUGCAGGUGCAUUGAGCUUGAUUGCUGGGAUGGAGAUGAAGAACCAAUCAUCACUCAUGGAAAAGCAAUGUGUACAGCAAUUCCAUUCAGGGAGGUCAUUCAUGCUAUUAAGGACACUGCCUUUGAAACAUCUGAGUAUCCUGUCAUCUUGUCUUUGGAAAAUCACUGCAGGAAAGCUCAGCAAUAUAUUUUAGCCAAAUGUUGUGAUGACAUUUUUGGUGAUCUCCUUUUGAAAGAACCUCUCAAAGAUUACCCAAUUCAGCCUGGUGCCCCAUUACCAUCACCAAAUGCAUUGAAAAAGAAAAUUCUUAUCAAAAACAAACGUUUAGAUCCAGAAAAAGAGAGAGAAGAAAUGGAAAAGUUCAAGACUGGAAAACUGAAUGAUGAUGAUGGUGAAAAAGAGGAUUCAGCUGCCCCAUCUCCGACUGUCAUAUCCUUAGACAAGAAGCGGAAGAUAUUAGUGGCAAGCAAAAGAUUGGAUAAAGGUUCAGGUCAAGAAGACAUUGACUUGUUUUUGAAAGGUGAACUAGUCUUAGUUGAAGGGGAAAAGGAUAAUAUUUCUGUACCCUCAAACUCAUCUAUCGAUAAGAAGGUGUCUGAUGUUCUGGAAGGGGUGCCUCUUCCCACUCAUUACACUGGUUCAACUACAAAUGUCCACCCCUGGCUUUCAUCAAUGGUAAAUUAUACCCAACCAGUCAAAUUCCAAGGAUUUGAUGUAGCUGAAAGAAACAAACUUCAUUACAAUAUGUCCUCUUUCAAUGAAAGCAAUGGUUUAUCCUACUUGAAGUCACAGGCCAUUGAUUUUGUACAGUACAACAAGCGCCAGAUGAGCAGGAUAUAUCCCAGAGGAACUCGCCUUGAAUCCACGAAUUUUUUGCCUCAGGUAUUUUGGAAUGCUGGGUGUCAAAUGGUAGCUUUGAACUUCCAAACUCCUGAUUUGGCAAUGCAACUCAAUCAAGGCAAAUUUGAAUACAAUGGCAAUUGUGGCUACCUCUUAAAGCCUGACUUUAUGCGAAGAGAGGAUAAAGUAUUUGAUCCAUUUGCUGACACCACUGUUGAUGGAGUUAUAGCUGCUCAAUGCUCUGUGCAGGUUAUAUCAGGGCAGUUUCUUUCGGACAAGAAAGUUGGCACUUAUGUUGAAGUUGAUAUGUAUGGACUUCCUACUGACACUAUUCGCAAAGAGUUCAAAACUCGUCUAGUUCCUUCUAAUGGAUUGAAUCCUUGCUACAAUGAGAGUCCUUUCUUCUUCCGUAAGGUUGUUCUUCCUGACCUUGCUGUGUUGAGGUUUGGAGUUUUUGAUGAGACAGGUAAACUGCUAGGUCAAAGAAUUCUCCCCUUAGAUGGACUCCAAACUGGCUAUCGCCAUAUUGCACUUCGAACUGAAGCCAACUUUCCCAUGUCCCUUCCGAUGCUCUUCUGCAAUAUACAACUCAAAAUUUAUGUUCCUACUGGUUAUGAAGAUAUUAUGUAUGCCCUUUCUGAUCCACUGAAGUACCAAUCAGAUCUUGAUAAACGGUCCAAGAUGAUACAGCAGAUGGGUGUCGAUGACGAUGACGAUGACAAAGCCAACAGGUCUGGUGGAAGUGAAGAAGGGAGUGCAUCAGGUGGUACAGUGAAGAAGGGAAGUAAAUCUGGUGGAAAAGAUGAAGCUGCAACACCUUCCAGCAGCACAAGGGAAAUUGGAAAGCUAGUCAGCCGCAACAGCUCUGCUUUGGUUGCUGGUAUUUCCCUCAUGGAUAAAUCUGAUGUGCAUGAGGAACCGAUCAAGUUAGCAACUCUGGAAAAGGAAAAGAGUUUCAUUAAAUUGCUUAAGAAAAACAAAAAAGAAGUUGAUUCUUUGCAGCGAAAACACAGCAAGGAAUUACAAGCAGUUCAGAAAGCUCAGUGCUUGGCUAUUGAAAAGCUCACCAAAGGCAAAAGCUUUGGUACUAAGGAGGAGUUAAGUUCAGAUCCUCAGAUUCAUGAACUUGUUGUUGAACAAAUCAAGCAAUGGUCAGACAUCAAAGAGAAGCAUCGUAGCUCUUCCUGGGAAUUAAAGAAGCAGCACCUUGUGCAGCAGCAUGAUGUUUUAAAAAGCUUACUUGAAACAGCUCUGGCAGCAAAAAUAAAACAGCAAGAAGCUCACCAUGAAAGAGAAAUAAAGCAACUAAAUCAAAAGCAAGCAAAGAUACUGGUUGAAACUACAAGAGAAGUCAAUAAUGAUAAAACAUUGAAAAGUAAAACAGAGAAAGAUAGAUGUGUCCGUGAAAAGAAACAAACAAACAUUAAGAAAUUCAUGGAAGAAAUAAAGCAACUAGAAACAAUUUUGAACAAAAGGAAGGAUGAUUUGAAGUCCAAACUCUUGCGUGAAAAGCAAAGUAUAAUGAAAGAAGUGGAAGAGCGUGCUGAUGCUCAUAGAAGAGAGCAAAUAGAAUGUCAACUCACUCCAAAGAAAGAAUUUUUCGCCUGAUCACUGAAUAGAACCCUAAAUUAUUGCCAAAUAAGUAAUAUGUGUCAAAUAUUAACCGUCUGCCUGGGAAUUCUGGGCACUCUCCUUUAAUCAUUGGUCUUUGUAAAAGCUCUUUAUGAAGUAAAAUUAUGUUGUUAUGCUAAAAGCACCAACAACCUUGACUUCACUUUCAUCCUUAUAAAUUAAACUAGAUUAUGUGGCUCCUUUAAGUACCCUUUGUUGUGACUCAAAGAGGUAAGCUUAGUGCUUAUUCUAUGCUAAAUACGCUUUUUAUUUCUAUGCAUUAUUAUCUUUUUAUGUCAUCUAGAAAGCUAAUAACUCUUGUUGUGAAAUUGGUGAUAUUUGAGAAUGUACUCUCUGUCUAUUUUAUGUCUUGGAUUAACGUUACCAUAAUGAUAUUUCUAUGGGACAAAAUUUAGAAAAAGAAAAAAAGCACAAAGAAAAAAUAAUUGGAAACAAUUGUAUGUGAUAUACUAUAAUGUUUUUGAUUGCUUGUUUGUUUAAGAUUAAUACAAAUUGCUGAUACUAAUUCUCAUAAAUUGCCAUGUUCAAAAAGAUGUCUGUGUUUUGCUGUUUUUCAAAGUCUGUCACUUUGAAGAAGCACAAAGUCCAAAGCACUCAGUACAUGUUCUCUUUAUUGUGCCUUUAUUAGUUUCAAUUGCAACACGAAGAGAUAAUGAUAGCUUGACAAUAAGUGACUGGGAACAUUAUAGUUGAUACAUUAUUAUAUACUUCAUUAUUAUAUGCUAUGUGGGUGGCUAUGAAGUGUCACUAGUCCAUGUAUUCCUUGACUUAUAGUUUUUAAAAGAAAUUGGUACAUGAGUAUGUGAGUUAAUUAUUUAAAUAAUUAAUUCCAUAACUGCUAGUCAUGUUGAUUUUAUCCUAUUUUCAACUGGUUGUUACUUUUAUGUUGCUAGUUAAUUCUGAGAAGUAACUGUAUGAGGUGAAAGGCCUUUGCGGCUUGCUUUUGAGAGGCAUAUAUUUUUGUGUGUGAAGAUUCCAUUAAACAUUUACCAUUCCUGUAUAUUCUUCACUGGUUGCUGUUGCACAUACCUCAUGAAUUUAGGGAAGCUCUGUGAGACUGAGAAGGUGGUUGUGUUUCUAAGGAGAAAGGGUAACUGUGCAACAAUACAAUUUUGUUUCGGGUUAUCUAGCCCAACUAUAAAAUAAAAAUACGUAGUCAAUGCUAUGAUGUAGGUAUCACUGUGUUAAAAAAAUUGCUAAUCUCGGCCCCCUACAGAAAUCUUCUCCAGCAUUUGGUUCUGUUUGGCUGAAAUUAAAGAUAGAAGGGAUCUCAGUUCAGACAAGCAGUCCUUUCAAUGACAGAACUGGAAAUUUUUGUUAACCUAUAUCAUAUCAUUUAAAAAUUUAUUCAACUCAAAAGUGCAUCCAUCCUAUGAAAUCAGAGGAAAAAGGUUCACCUCAGGUUUCAUUACAUGUUACGUCCGGGAGGUGCGGAAUGUUUCUGUCUGAAAGGCAAGUUUAAUAUCUUAAACUUAGCAUUUCCGCUCUCUUCUAAACAUCUGUAAUAAUUGGGAGCUUUAGACUAACGAUAUUGUUUUAUAAAUGAUUCAAUGUACAAUACUCAUUGUUAUUGAUAAUAUCAUAUUGUACCACAUCAAUAUCUUGCCACUAUCAUGAAUUUUAAGCCACCAUAAGAUGUUGGACAGAAAAAAUUUAAUUGAGAUAUGGUGCAAGAUCCAGAGGUAUGAAUGUGAGUGGGUGUUCUCUUUUAAAAGUUACUAGUACAUCACUAAUUUCUUACAGCUCUUCUCAUUAAGCUUUGCUUCCUACUAUUAAAGCUUUUAUUGUGAUAUUCCUUGUGCAUUUGUGUAAUUUGUAGAAGUUUGUGUCAGUGAGGAAAAUUUGAAGGCAUUGGACAGCAUUCUGAUGGAUCUGGUUCAGAAACGAUGCAGUUAUACGUUUUGCCUCCGCUAAAUUUAGGAUUAACAUAUCUGCACACAUACUUAAGUCAAUUGGUCCUUAUUACAAAAUAAAUGCUAUUAUGUGGCAUGUACAUUUGUUAUUGUCUGUGAAAGUCAAGCUGCCUGGGAGUGCACCAGGAAAGUGAGCCUCUUGCCUGACUUACAGGAAAGUCAGCGAGGGUCAGGCUGUCUGCUCAAAAUUGUGAAACUCAGGUAUGCGAUGUCAGAAAGGGGUCACUAAUAAGGACUGUCUGUUGGUCCCUCUCAAAGAGUGUGGUGUGCAUCACUUGUAUUCAUCACCUUCGACAUUUUUCAUUCCCUGCUAGUACCAACGGCAGAUUCAUUUACCUAGUCCCAGACAUUUCUGUGUUGUGCUUACUACUUCUGAUUGUGUCUUUCAUGUAAAUAAUGUGAUUUGUUGUUACAGUAUUGCAAUUUUAAAAAAUAAAUCAAAAGGUUUUGUGGAAAUAUAUAUUAUUUUCUCUGU
Messenger RNA from Thrips palmi, 6099 nucleotides. Its product is annotated as 1-phosphatidylinositol 4,5-bisphosphate phosphodiesterase-like. The transcript has 24 exons. Gene Ontology annotation, molecular function: phosphatidylinositol-4,5-bisphosphate phospholipase C activity; calcium ion binding. Gene Ontology annotation, biological process: lipid metabolic process; phosphatidylinositol-mediated signaling. The record is from RefSeq and is a predicted model, not a curated record. The coding region runs from base 169 to 3687 and encodes 1172 amino acids. NCBI's taxonomy places the organism in Eukaryota, Metazoa, Arthropoda, Insecta, Thysanoptera, Thripidae.